ACUCCAAUCAAGAUGCGUAGCUAUCUCGCCCUGCCGCUGCUGCUGAUCGGCUGCAGCCUGGCGCUGGCACAAUAUCAAUAUUUGGCGCCGCAACAAACGCUCAAUCAGCAAUUUGGCGAUGUCGUGAAUCUAGUGGAACAGCCAAAGGAAACGAUGACUAAUGAAAGGGCUCGUCCAAAGCGGGGCAAACGUCUUACGGCAUGCACCACCAAGGCCAACUGCUUCUGCGGUACUCCGAAUGCCAAUCGUAUUGUGGGCGGCCAGCAAGUGCGCUUCAAUAAGUAUCCGUGGACCGCUCAGCUUGUCAAGGGUCGCCACUACCCGCGCCUAUUUUGCGGCGGUUCGCUGAUCAAUGAUCGCUAUGUGCUCACAGCAGGUCACUGUGUGCAUGGAAAUAAGGAUCAGAUCACAGUGCGCCUACUGCAAACGGAUAGAUCCUCUAGGGAUCCUGGCAUUGUGCGCAAGGUGGUGCAGAUCACACUUCACCCCAGCUACAAUCCCACAACCAUUGUCAAUGAUGUGGCACUUCUUCGCCUAGAGUCACCUGUUCCACUUACGGGCAACAUGCGUCCCGUUUGCUUGCCCGAUGUAAAUCACAACUUUGAUGGUAAAACGGCUACUGUGGCUGGUUGGGGCUUGGUCAAGGAGGGCGGCUCCACCAGCAACUAUCUGCAGGAGGUGAGUGUGCCAAUCAUCACCAACCAGCAGUGCCGCUCCACCCGCUACAAGAACAAGAUUGUCGAUGUGAUGCUAUGCGCCGGCUUGGUCAAAUCUGGUGGUAAGGACGCCUGCCAGGGCGACAGCGGCGGUCCACUGAUUGUUAACGAGGGACGCUUUAAGCUCGCGGGUGUUGUGUCUUUUGGCUAUGGCUGCGCACAGGCGAACGCGCCUGGUGUCUAUGCCAGAGUGAGCAAAUUCGUUGACUGGAUCAAGAAGAAUUCUGCCAGCGGCUGCUUCUGUCAAGAUUAGGCCCCUUCUCCUUAUCAUUCAUUCUCAGACUCCAUUCAC
Drosophila grimshawi is the source of this 1008-nucleotide messenger RNA. RefSeq names its product transmembrane protease serine 9. The transcript is spliced from 3 exons. The record is from RefSeq and is a predicted model, not a curated record. Gene Ontology annotation, molecular function: serine-type endopeptidase activity. Bases 13 to 969 code for a protein of 318 amino acids. Lineage: Eukaryota; Metazoa; Arthropoda; Insecta; Diptera; Drosophilidae. Gene Ontology annotation, biological process: proteolysis.